Messenger RNA from Gastrolobium bilobum, 1479 nucleotides. Its product is annotated as serine/threonine-protein kinase BSK6-like. Gene Ontology annotation, molecular function: ATP binding; protein binding; protein kinase activity. NCBI's taxonomy places the organism in Eukaryota, Viridiplantae, Streptophyta, Magnoliopsida, Fabales, Fabaceae. The transcript has 10 exons. The record is from RefSeq and is a predicted model, not a curated record. Gene Ontology annotation, biological process: protein phosphorylation; brassinosteroid mediated signaling pathway. Bases 1 to 1479 code for a protein of 492 amino acids.
AUGAGGGCUUGUUGCUCUAAAUUCUUUCUGUGCUGGUUCCACGCCAACCUCAAACCUUCUCUUAAAAAUGUAAUCUUUAUUGCAGAAAAUGGUGGCAAGAGUGAAAAAAACUUGUGGCCGAGUUUUAGUGAGUUCAGCUUGGAGCAACUGAAGGGUGCCACAAACGGGUUCUCAUCAGAAAACAUAGUGUCUGAGCAUGGUGAGAAAGCUCCCAAUGUUGUUUACAAAGGGAAGCUUGAGAAUGGACAAUGGAUUGCCAUCAAACGUUUCAACAAGUUCGCUUGGCCUGAUUCUCGCCAAUUCAUCGAGGAAGCCAGACAAGUUGGGAGCCUUAGAAGUGAACGUUUAGCAAAUUUGAUUGGUUGUUGCUACGAAGGGGAUGAGAGGCUGCUAGUAGAAGAGUUUAUGCCCCAUGAGACUCUGGCUAAGCAUCUCUUUCAUUGGGAGGCACAGCCCAUGAAAUGGGCAAUGAGGUUGAGGGUGGCUUUCUACUUAGCUCAAGCUCUAGAAUAUUGCACUAGUAAAGGAAGGGGCUUGUAUCAUGAUCUCAAUGCCUAUAGGAUUUUGUUUGAUCAGGAUGGUAAUCCUAGGUUGUCGUGCUUCGGGCUCAUGAAGAACAGCAGAGAUGGCAAGAGUUACAGCACCAACUUGGCUUUCACCCCUCCUGAGUACUUAAGAACUGGUAGAGUGACACAAGAGAGCGUGGUUUACAGUUUUGGAACCCUGUUGCUAGAUCUCUUGAGUGGUAAACAUAUUCCCCCAAGCCAUGCACUUGACCUGAUUCGUGGCAAAAACUUUUUGAUGUUGAUGGAUUCUGCCUUAGAGGGUCACUUUUCAAAGGAUGAUGGAACUGAGUUGGUUCGUUUGGCUUCUCGUUGUUUACAAUAUGAAGCUCGUGAGAGACCAAAUGCAAAGUCUCUAGUUGCAUCUCUCAUGUCACUUCAGAAAGAAACAGAGGUGGCCUCAUAUGUUCUGAUGGGUCUCCGGCAUGAAGCUGCACCCUCAACAAAACCAUUGUCAUUGACACCUUUUGGUGAAGCUUGUUUGAGAUUGGAUCUUACUGCCCUACAUGAAAUAUUAGAGAAGAGUGGUUACAAGGAUGAUGAAGGAAUUGCCAAUGAGCUUUCCUUUCAAUUAUGGACCAGUCAAAUGCAGGAGACCUUGAAUUUAAAGAAGCGUGGAGAUAAUGCUUUUAGAGCUAAGGACUUUGUCACUGCCAUAGACUGCUACACUCAAUUCAUAGAUGGAGGGACAAUGGUGUCACCUACAGUGUAUGCAAGGCGCUGCUUAUCUUAUUUGAUGAAUGACAUGCCACAAGAAGCUCUAGGGGAUGCUAUGCAAGCCCAAGUGGUAUCUCCUGAGUGGCCUACUGCUUUGUAUCUUCAAGCAGCUUGUCUUUUCAGCCUCAGAAUGGAAAAUGAUGCCCAUGAAACUCUCAAAGAUGGGACUAACAUGGAAGCCAGAAAAAACAAAAAUUGA